AUGUUCACGCCCACAAAACCCGCUGGCCUUCUAUUGGCCUUUUCGACCCUUGCCCGUCAUGCGUCUGCACUCGACUUUAACAUCUGCGCCGAUUUCAAUACCGCAUCUGGCAGCACCAAUACGUCAAACCUCCAAAGUAACGGUCUUUGCUCCGACUUCUGCCGAAGCAGCUACGUUUUUGCCAUCACCUCGCAUGAGAGCUGCUGGUGCUCCAACUACGAGCCUGCUAACGGCAAUGUUCUCGACAAAAAAAACUGCGACUUUCCCUGCCCCGGCUAUCCCUUCGAAUACUGUGGCGGCAAAUCCAAGAACACCUUCGGUUAUAUUAGUCUAGGCCCUCAGCCAUCUGGCACCAAGGGCUCUGGUGGCGAUGGCAGUUCCUCUGCCACCUCGACUACUCCCUCCUCCAAAUCCACUCAACAACCCUCGAGCAGUGUUCUCUCAACUGUCACAGUUGGUGGUAGGGUGACUACAGUCAUUGUGGUGCCCACAUCAACCGGCGAUACAAGCCAAGACAACAAACCUGUUCCUUCUGGCAGCUCGGGCCUUGGCGGUGGUGCUAUUGCCGGCAUCGCGAUUGGUUCCAUCGCCGCCGUCGCCCUCGUCGGCCUUCUCAUCUGGUUCAUCAUUCGUCGCCGCAAGCAGAAUGAUGACGAGUUGAGAGAUGAUCCUAGUGUGCGUGGCAGCUCUCGCGGCAGAAUGGGAUCUCACCAGCAAGAUCUGAGCAUAGCAGGAUCAGCCGCUUCGCCGGGCUCGGCUGGCAACCGUAACAGCAUGCUGCAGGUAGACCCCCGCAUGGACCCGUUCAAGCAGGGCCUGUACAUGCGAAAUGGCAGUGCCGAGAGCAUCAACACACUGAGAGACGAGCAUGACUAUUCGAGGCGCAUCCAGCAGCCUAAAGUGCUGAGAGCCACAAAUCCUGAUCCCGACUCUUGA
This is a messenger RNA of Cordyceps fumosorosea ARSEF 2679, 936 nucleotides long. RefSeq names its product Carbohydrate-binding WSC. Lineage: Eukaryota; Fungi; Ascomycota; Sordariomycetes; Hypocreales; Cordycipitaceae. The transcript is spliced from 3 exons. Gene Ontology annotation, cellular component: plasma membrane. Bases 1 to 936 code for a protein of 311 amino acids. The record is from RefSeq and is a predicted model, not a curated record.